Messenger RNA from Beta vulgaris subsp. vulgaris (sugar beet), 2110 nucleotides. RefSeq lists its product as uncharacterized. Gene Ontology annotation, molecular function: protein binding. The record is from RefSeq and is a predicted model, not a curated record. Bases 305 to 1828 code for a protein of 507 amino acids. The transcript has 2 exons. NCBI's taxonomy places the organism in Eukaryota, Viridiplantae, Streptophyta, Magnoliopsida, Caryophyllales, Amaranthaceae.
UUAAUUCAGCACUAGACAUAUGGAGCAUCUGCUGCAUUGGGUUGUUAAUUACAGGCUGCUCCAUCUGUCAAAAUUCUCUCUCUCAUUCCCACCAAUUUCUCUUUCCUACCAUCUCCGGUUCACGAUCUCAUCUAUGGUGUUGAGUUGAUUAGAUCACAUCAACAUCAGAUCUCUUUGAAUUCUUCGUCAUAGGUACAUUUCAAACUUUACUUUCACAAGUUUCUUUAAUUUUUGCAAGGAUUGAUUUGGCAACAAAAAUAUACUGAUUAUAUAGAUAGAUAGAUAGAUAGAUAAAGAAUACUCGAUGAAUUCGAAUUACGGGAAAAAUAGUAUGAACAAUUUUGAUUUCGAUUUAGGAAUUGGAUCGAAUCGUUCUAAAUCCUUAAAUGAUCAGAAGAACAAUUCGAAUUCGAAUUCGAAUUCUCAUUCAUAUAUGUCAUCUAAAACUCCGUCGUUUUCACAACCGAAACCUGGCGCAACGACGCCGUAUUGGCAGCCAGGAAAGCCGUCAUGGACUCACCAACCGGCACCGAGUAACACCGGGGUGACUCGGUCCGAGUUGGGUGGUCCUUCCACUAUGGUGGGAGAUAUUUUUGGAAAGAGUUGGAACUCGGCUGCGCCCACCACUGGGCAGAGCACAAACAUUGGGGUUGUUAACAAGAAUCCUAAUUUGUUUGGUGAUUUAGUGAGUUCUGCAUUGGGACAGAACAAAAGUAGUAGUAAUGUUCCGUUGAAAAAUGCUGCUCCGGUGAAGAGCUCGUUUUCGAUGGGGGGUGUGGCGGAUUCGCUGCCUAAAAGUAGUAAUAAUAAUGUGUCAAAGAAUGGUGGUGCUGGUUUGGGUUCUUCUCAGGGAUAUGGAAGUUUUGGGGGUACAACUAAUAGUAGUAGUGUUUAUGGAAUCAAUAGUGUGAACAAGAGUUCAAGUAUGGGUGGUUCUUCAAUGCGGAGUGCUGGAGGUGGUGUUGGAGGUAGUGGAAUUGGAGUGGGGAUGAGCUCGAAUAAGGACCCGUUUGGUUCAUUGUUUGAUUUAUCAUCGAAGACUACUAGUGGUGGUAGUCAUAAUUCGUCUACGAAAGCCACAGCUUCCACGUCUUCGGAGGAUUUUGCAUUUGGGGAUUUCCAGAACGCGACAAAAUCAAACACAUCUACAUUUCCUUCUGGAAACAGUACUUCCUGGGGAGCUAAUUCUGGUUCAAUCCCAGAAAUGGAUAAUUUUGCCACUCAGAACCCUGCGCCUGUACAAUCUACUGGUGGUGAUUCAUUUGACAUGCUCUUCUCAUCAUCGACGACUGCUGGUGGCAGCAGUGGUGCUGCAGCAUCACAUAGUGUUGCUAGGGGACAACAGUUUUCAGGUGGGGAUGAUUGGGGUUUUGAUUCGGAAUUUGUAGGAGGACAUGAUGGGGGUAAUACUACUGAGAUUGAAGGUCUUCCUGCACCUCCUGCUGGCGUUUCAGCUUCUACUGCAAAGGGUAAAGGUUUGGAUAACUACAAACAGGGGCAAUUUGCUGAUGCCAUAAAGUGGCUUUCCUGGGCCGAAGUUCUUCUAGAGAAAGCUGGUGAGACUGCUGGAACUUUUGUGGAGGUCUUGACUUGUAGGGCCUCAUGCUACAAGGAAGUUGGGGAGUAUAAGAAGGCUGUUGCUGACUGUACUAAGGUCCUGGACAAUGAUGGCGCAAAUGUGGCUGUGCUCGUACAGCGUGCACUCUUGUAUGAGAGCAUGGAGAAAUACAGACUUGGAGCAGAUGACCUUAGAACUGUAAUGAAACUUGAUCCAGGGAACAGGGUUGCAAGAAGUACCAUUCAUCGUUUGAACAAAAUGGCUGAUUAGGAAUGUGUUACAAAAUUUUAUACCUUCAUGUUUAUAGGGUUAUGAUAAUAAUGCACUAUACCCGUUCUCCAAAGGGUGCUAUGCAUAAAAAAUGCUACCCAGUUUAUACAUGUAAUGUGCCUACCUGUAUCGGUGUCACAUGUAUGAUUUACUGUAUUGUCUUUCAGCUUGUUUAUCAUUUACCGUCACUAUUUUUUUUGUUUUUUUUUUUGUACUUCCUAGUUUUUUUUUUUCAAAUGUAACGGGUCUUUUUCGUCUAUUACAUUGAGACUUGUUUUCUUC